AUGGAAAUGACUGGAGAUGCGGGUUUUGGCUUUCUGAGGGAUAACCCGUUCAUUAAGAACGAUGCAGCUCAUCGACGAGUGACAAAUUUUCGGCAAAUUCGUGGUCAUUCACCGAGAAAUCUCCAAGAAAAACCGUCUUUCGCUACAGUUACGUUGAAAUCAGUGCAAUUGAAUCGUCCUGAAAGCACGAGUCCAAUGCCACCAUCAAAUAAUUCAAAGCAACAAAGUGAACGCAAAAAUGAUGCAUCAAACUUGAGGGAAAUCUCACGAUCAGCUGACCCACAAAGCCACAAAGCCAAUAAACAACAAAAAAUGAAAAACGAUCUUCCACUGCCACAAAAUUCAAAUUUACUUAAAGCCGCUAAAAAAGCGGAUCGUGAGGAACGCGCCUCGAACGGACCGAACUCUGAGUUUUUCUAUCUCUAUCGACCUUUGACAUCUUUACACGUUGACGCCUUCAUCCGCAUCAGCCAUUGUAUCAUUUUA
Molecule: messenger RNA, 486 nt
Organism: Mesorhabditis belari
Lineage: Eukaryota; Metazoa; Nematoda; Chromadorea; Rhabditida; Rhabditidae
Source: the annotation of a GenBank genome assembly